UGGCUCUCCCACAUAACUAUCCGACUGUCGAGGAAUAUCUUUGCCGCCUGGCUUCAGACUCGCCGCCCGCCACCCGAGCUUUCGAACUACCGCAAUCAUGUCUUCCCCGCAGGACCGCGUUCAGCACUAUGUCGCCCAGCUCGACAAAGAGCUCUCGAAGUACCCUGUUCUCAACAACCUUGAGAAGCAGACCUCCGUCCCCAAGGCGUAUGCUGUGCUUGGCCUCGGGGCGCUCUACUUCUUCCUCAUCCUGCUCAACCUCGGCGGUCAGCUCUUGACCAACAUUGCGGGUUUCGUUAUCCCCGGAUACUACUCUCUUGGUGCGCUCUUUACGGCGACCAAGUCGGAUGACACGCAGUGGCUGACCUACUGGGUCGUUUUCGCGUUCUUCACUGUUGUCGAGAGCCUCGUUAGCGUCGUCUACUGGUUCCCGUUCUAUUAUACCUUCAAGUUUGUCUUCCUCUUGUGGCUGUCUCUCCCCGCUUUCCGCGGUGCCGACAUUGUCUUCCGCUCUUUCUUGGCCCCGGCCUUUGGCCGCUACUUCCACAAGUCUGGCUCCACUGCCAGCGGCCUGCGCGCGAAGGCCGAUGCUGUCCACACCGAGUAAUCCAUUCUCGGGCGUCCUCCGCUACCGGCAUCCCUCGGUCAAACUACAACGUGCACAGGCAUCCAAUUCGGUCCCGUGAGGACAACAGACGGCCGUAGAUCGCACGCGUGAUGCUGGUAUCCCUUUCGACGUUGGAUAUGAACGAUGAUAACGCAGGGGAGCCGUACGGCUGCUAUGGAGACAACAGUGCCACAGGAUCGACGUGGUUUCCCUUACUCUGAGGUCCCUGGCGGAUGUAUACUGGUAUAGCUUUUCUUUGGGGCUUUUCCUGGGACAUGCCGAUUUCCUUGUAGUCGGUAGAAUGGUGGUUUUCUUACGGGGGUCUCGCCACGGAUGUUGGUCGCGAUGUUCGGUGGUUGGGAAGGCGGAAGCAGGUACUAUGAGUACUAUGAGUUUCUCAGUGUGCGAUAGUUGCAUACCUCGUCGCAGAUGUGCAGUGACC
This is a messenger RNA of Thermothielavioides terrestris NRRL 8126, 1049 nucleotides long. RefSeq lists its product as uncharacterized. The record is from RefSeq and is a predicted model, not a curated record. NCBI's taxonomy places the organism in Eukaryota, Fungi, Ascomycota, Sordariomycetes, Sordariales, Chaetomiaceae. The coding region runs from base 98 to 607 and encodes 169 amino acids. The transcript has 6 exons.